Messenger RNA from Symbiodinium natans, 435 nucleotides. NCBI's taxonomy places the organism in Eukaryota, Dinophyceae, Suessiales, Symbiodiniaceae. The record is from the annotation of a GenBank genome assembly.
AUGCUCACGUACGUCCUGCCGUGCCCGUCACAGCGUCAGGGCCCGGACCGUCGCAUCCACCGGAUCCACCGACAGAUUCGCAGAUUCUACAGACUGCAAGCAGACAACGCAUGGCAAAAGCGAUGCCGGCCUGUCUGCAAGCCGGUGCGCUCUAGUUCGCAUGAGCUGCAGCUUCCGACUUGCGAUCGAGACGUGUGCUUGAAGUGCUCAACAUUCAGCCACUACCAUGCUCAGGUUGCGGCACUCUUGGCGGAAGCACCGAGCGAGGGUCUGCCGCCUGAGGAGGCCCCGCAAACUUCCCGCGGUGCUCGAGACGGGUUGCUGCUGGAGUCCUUGUGCGACCUGCUCCAGCCAAGUUUAGUGCAGGCCAUCUGGUUUUCUUUUGACGGUGACUGGAGACGGCCGCCCCUUCUGGAGCAGAUCGCCGGCAAAGCC